This is a messenger RNA of Parascedosporium putredinis, 1449 nucleotides long. Lineage: Eukaryota; Fungi; Ascomycota; Sordariomycetes; Microascales; Microascaceae. The record is from the annotation of a GenBank genome assembly.
AUGACCAAAGAAGCCGCAGCCACGGCCUCUAUCGAAGACGAUAAGAAAAAUGUCAGCCACUCCGAGCAAGAGGAAGGCAUGGCCGAUACCAUGACCGCAGAGGAACGAUUUGUCGAUUCCUUCCCAGAGAAGCAGAAGAAGAAGUUGUUGCGCAAGAUGGACCUGCACAUAAUUCCAUGCCUCAUUCUCCUCUAUCUCAUGUCAUACAUUGACCGCGCCAAUAUCGGCAACGCGAAGAUUGAAGGAAUGAACGAGGAUCUUGGGCUCACCGGCAACCAAUACAACGUGGUCCUAUCUAUCUUCUUCGUCACCUACAUUAUCUUCGAAAUGCCGAGCAACUUUAUUCUCGAAAACUACUUCCACAACCGACCCUCUUGGUGGAUUGGCAUCAUCACCGUGGCCUGGGGCAUUCUCAUGACGCUGCAUGGAAUCGUCCAAAAUUAUGGUGGAAUUCUCACAGUACGCUUGUUGAUGGGCGUGUUCGAAGCAGGCUUGUUCCCGGGUGCAAUCCUGUUCAUGAACAAGUGGUACACCAAGUACGAACUAGCGACGAGAUUUUCCCUCUUCUACGUAGGCUCGGCUCUUUCCGGCGCCUUCUCCGGACUUUUGGCCUACGCCUUUUCUCUCAUGGAUGGCGUUUCCGGCGUCGCAGGCUGGCUCAGCGAAGAGGAGCAGCGCUACCUGACCACUCGCAUGACCCUCCAAGACGGCGGCGCCAAGCUCCAAAAGGCUGGUUCGCACUUUAGCUGGAGCCUCCUGUGGGACGUCGUGUCGGAUUGGCAAUUCUACAUCAUGGUCUUCAACUACUGGUCCAACACGGUGCCCACGUACGGCCUCAAGUUUACCAUGCCCCAGAUCAUGAAGAACAUGGGCUUCACCAACAGCAAUGCCCAGCUGAUGACCGUACCUCCCUAUGUAGCAGGCGCUAUUAGCGCGUACUGCUUUGGACGCCUCUCCGACAAGUUCAAGCGACGAUCCUAUUUCCUCAUCAUCCCCCAAUCCAUGCUCAUCGUCGCCUACUCCAUCCUCACUCCCCUAGCCCCCAAGAUCAAGGACAACAUCGGCGCUUGUUAUUUCGCCAUCGUUCUCGCCAGCAUCGGUCUGUACCCUAUCAACCCCGGCUCCAGCUCCUGGAUCAGCAACAACCUGGCCGGCCCCGCCAAGCGUGCCCUUGGCAUUGCCUACAUGACGUCGCUCACCAACUUGGGCGGCAUCGGCGCAUCCUACAUUUUCAUCGACUCCGAAAGCCCCGCCUACCCUACCGGAUUCGGCACGUCUUUGGCCUUUGGCGCCUUGGGAAUUGUGGCAUCCGUGACCCUCGACGUGAUUUAUAUCCGCAUUAACAAGAGGAGGAGCGAGAUUUCAGAGGCAGAGGUCCGUGAGAAGUACUCCGAUGAGGACCUCGCCGUCCUCGGAGACAAGUCUCCGUUGUUCCGAUACACUCUCUAA